CCCAAAGUCAAAUGACCAUUUACGACAAACACGCGCAAUUGUUGAAAGAAACAGAGGGAAACGUUUCUCAUUCCAGAAAAGGGAUUAGGGUUCUACCGUCGUGGCUCCAUUUCCGUCUGUUUCUACCCUCCUUUGUACAGAUAGAGAAAAGACUUCGGUCAACAGUUGUUUGUUGUGAAGGCUGAGAAUCGAUCUCCUGUGGCGAUUUGGUGCAGGGGAAGACCAAGGAUGACGACGCGACUCCGUGAAUCCACUGCUGAUAGGAUUAGCAACCUCCCCGACGGCGCGAUAGAGCGGAUUCUGGUGUUCUUGCCGAUAAAAGAUGCAGCUAAAACCAGCCUCUUGUCAAGAUACUGGAGACAUCGUUGGAGAAGUAUUCCUCAACUUGUGUUCGAUGAUAGGUUUGCUCCACUUGCUAAAAAAGCUGGUGGGAAGGAUGUAGUGAUGAAAAUUUACGCAGCUCUGCUGGCUCAUGAUGGGCUGCUGACUAAGUUUGAGCUCUCAAUUCCUGGAUAUAGGCGCCACCUUCCGCUUGAUCUCUUGAUGCUUCACCUUUCUAGGAAAGGUGUCCAGGAGCUUAGCCUUCUCUUCGAGGACUACGGUUCCCCCAAUUUGCAUUCCUCCCUGUUCUCUGCAGCCUUUCCCCUGAAGCGUCUUGAACUGAAGGGUUGCGAAUUCACGGUGCCAUCUGGGUUUGCAGGAUUUAGUAAGCUUACCUUUCUCCAAUUGGAAAACGUGGGUCUGCCCGAGGAUUUCUUUGAGAAUGUCAUUCCGAAGUUCCCGCUGCUGGAAGAGUUGAGGGUUGCAUACUGCGACGAUACAGAGCCUGUGUUUGAAUCACAUUCUCUCAAAGUUCUUUUCUUCCACUCUAGCUUUAUGAAUAUUUGCUUCAAGGAUACCCCUGUUCUUUCGGUGCUAUCAGUGCUAGAUACCGAUUUGUUUUGUGGGGAAGGAGAACCAUCUGAGGAUGAUUAUUUGGAUAUGGUCCCUUUCUUUGCAUCUCUCCCUGCAAUUCAGCAGUUGAAUCUUGGCAUUGAAUUGCUACUAUUGCUUGCUGCUGGUUGUGUCCCCUACCGGCUGCCUACAGAUCUUCACCACUUAGAAGUCCUGGCAGUACCUCGUCUUCGUUUGGAUAGGUUGCCACAGGCCCGGAUUCUUGUUUGUCUGAUCAUGAGUUCGCCCAACUUGCAAACACUCACCAUUCAGAUUGAUGAUGAUCGUCAUCAUCCGCCUUCAGAGGUUGUUGCUAGCCUACAACAGUUGUUGGAAGCAGACGACCAACCUGGAGUUUGUUGCCUUCAACAUCUUGAAGAGUUCAACAUUCAGGAUGGCCGUGGUAUGCAAGUCGAGCUAGACUUGGUGAGGUUUGUACUCGCCACUGCCCCGAAGCUUCGUAGGAUCUCUAUUAAGCCGCACGAUAAGCUGUCUUCUGGAAAGGUUUUGAAAUUCUUGAAGAAUGCAGCAUUAUGUAAACGUAUUUCCAGAGAUGCUGAGCUUAGAUAUGUCUGUGAAGAUGAAGAUGAGGAUGAGGUCGAGGAUGCCACGAUCCAGGAGGAAGAGGAGUCGAGAGAGCACUUGUAUUUUCAAUGCUCGUUCUCCAAAGAAGUGGCUGCUUGCGGAGUAAAUUUCCCAAUUCCUCUGCAGCAGACAUGGGAAGGGUGUUUGGAGGAUGCUUGUGGGCGAAUUAAGGGGAAUACUGAGAUUGGUAGGGUAUAUGCAGUACCAUGGAGUGCAAUUGUAGCACGUAUUUGAGAUAGAGAAAAAGACUUCGAUCAACAGUCGUUCAUUGUGAAGGCUGGGAAUCGAUCUCCCGUGGUGAUUUGGUGCAGGGGAAGAGGAAGGAUGACGACGCGGCUCCGUGAAUCGACUGCUGAUAGGAUUAGCAACCUUCCCGACGGCGCAAUAGAGCGGAUUCUGGUGUUCUUACCGAUAAAAGAUGCAGCUAAAACCAGCCUCUUGUCAAGAUACUGGAGACAUCGUUGGAGAAGUAUUCCUCAACUUAUGUUCGAUGAUAGGUUUGCUCCAAAUGGUAAUUUAGCGGAUGAUGGGAAGGAGGUAAUGAUGAAGAUUUACGAAGCUCUGCUGGCUCAUGAUGGGCUGCUAACCAAGUUUGAGGUCUCAAUUCCUGGAUAUAGGCGCCGCCUUCCUCCCCUUGAUCUCUUGAUGCUUCACCUUUCUAGGAAAGGCGUCCAGGAGCUUACCCUUCGCUUUCCGGACGACGAUUACCGCAAAUUGCAUUGCUCCCUGUUCUCUGCAGCCUUUCCCCUGAAGCGUCUCAAACUGCAGCGUUGUGAACUCAAGGUACCAUCUGGGUUUGCGGGAUUUAACAAGCUUAACCUUCUUGAAUUGGAAGACGUUAGUUUGCCUGACGAUUUCUAUCAGAAUUUGCUUCCGUGCUGCCCGCUGCUCGAAGAGUUGAGGGUUAUCGGUUGCACCGGUGAAGAGCAUGUGUUUGUCGCGCCUUCUCUGAAAGUACUAUUAUUUCACUCAAGUCUUCUUAAAAUUUCCUUCAAGUGUACCCCGCUUCUUUCGGUGCUAUCAGUUCUAGACACUGAUGAAUAUACUUUUGAGGAAGACUCCUUUCUGGACAGUAAUUCGGAUAUGGUUGGCUUAUUUGCAUCUCUCCCUGCUCUUCAGCACCUCAAUCUUGGCAUUGAAUUGCUGCUAUUCCUUGCUGCUGAUGAUCAUGUCCCCUACAAGCUUCCUCAACCUCUCCACAACCUGAGAUUCCUCGAAGUACCUCGCAUUCUGUUGCAUAGGUUGCCACAGGCGCGGGUUCUUGUUUGUCUGAUCAUGAGCGCCCCCAACUUGGAAAGACUCACAAUUCGGCUCGAUGAUAUUGACGAACAUCCGCCUUCAAAGGCUAUCGGUAGCCUGCAGAAGUUGUUGGAAGCAGAGGACCAACUUGGAUUUUGUUGCCUUCAACAUCUGGAAGAGGUCAACAUUCAUGACAGUCGUGGUAGGCAAGUCGAGUUGGACCUGGUGAGGUUUGUUCUGGCCACUGCCCCUGUACUUCGCAGGAUUAACAUUCAGCGCAAAGAAAAGCUGUCUUCUAAAAAGGCUCUGAAAUUCUUGAAUGAGAUGAUAGUAUAUAAGCGUAUUUCAAAAGAAGCCGAGAUAAAAUAUGUCUAGAAUGGCGAGUUUGAAACUUAGGUUGUUAAUCUAAUUUAUGGUGCUUCGUCUUAUGUUUCAUUUUCUAGUUUGCAAAUGAUGUGAGGGUGCUUGAUCGAACUUAGUUUAAGUGCAGAAGGUUUGCAGGGUGAUUGUUAUUGUUAGAACUUAUUAGAACAGAAAAAGGAGGUUGUUCUUAGUUGUGACUACUUGCUAGCAUUGCUUUGCAUCUUUGCUUCUAACCUAGCAGCUAGCGCCAGCACCACCCUUAGUAGAACGUAUAACUGUUAAUAGCCUUAUCUACACAGUAGAGUUGUUUGGCUGCAUCUUUGGUGGGUAAAAGCCAGAGAAUGUGCUCGAUCAUGUCGAUAGGAUGAUUACUGAUUCUGUCAACGAUGCACAACGUAUGUUCAUGGUUGUUUUGAGAAGAAAAGUAUCGAUUUCGAGAAAGAGAGGAAUGCAAAAUCCGUUAUCUGUACUAGCA
Linum tenue is the source of this 3595-nucleotide messenger RNA. Lineage: Eukaryota; Viridiplantae; Streptophyta; Magnoliopsida; Malpighiales; Linaceae. The record is from the annotation of a GenBank genome assembly.